Sander lucioperca (pikeperch) is the source of this 1948-nucleotide messenger RNA. Its product is annotated as thioredoxin-interacting protein-like. Gene Ontology annotation, biological process: protein transport. NCBI's taxonomy places the organism in Eukaryota, Metazoa, Chordata, Actinopteri, Perciformes, Percidae. The transcript has 7 exons. Bases 406 to 1602 code for a protein of 398 amino acids. The record is from RefSeq and is a predicted model, not a curated record. Gene Ontology annotation, cellular component: cytoplasm. Gene Ontology annotation, molecular function: ubiquitin protein ligase binding.
UGACCUAAAACCGGCACUGACACAGAAACGAACGACGGUAACAGCUACAUAUUUAAUUAAACUUAAUUAAAGUGUAUUUUUUAAUCGAAUUAACGUUUAAUUUCUCCAUCUCUGGACUUUAAACUGUAACUGACAGAGAAACCAACGGCUCCAACGGCUUUUAAUUUGAAUUAAUCCGUUUAUAACGUUUUAAUUUCACUAUUGUUUUCAUAUAUUCGUCUCCAUCUUUGGACCUAAAACUGCGACAGACACAGAAACUAUCGACGAUAACGGCUUUUUAUUUGAAUUAAUUUGUUUAUAAACGAUUAAUAUCACAUCUCUGGACUUUAAACUGUGACUGACACAGAAAACACGGUUUUUUAUUUGAUUAAAGUUAACUUUAUUAACGAUUUAUUUCCCGCCGCCAUGGUUCUGUCUCCUGGGAACAACAAGCUCAAAGUGUUCCAGCUGCUGUUCUCGGAUCCCGGCCGGAGCUUCUACAGCAGCGGGGAGAAGCUGUCCGGCUCCGUGCAGCUCCAGGCGGCUCUGCCCUGCCGGCUGGCCGGCCUCAGGGUCUCCGCGGCCGGCUGCGCACGCGUGGACCACCGCUGCGGGAAGAACCGCAAGAACCGCAGCCAGGAAGUGGAGUACCUGAAGUACGAAGAGGAUCUGCGGCUAGAGGAGCAGCUCAGCAGAGAUCCAGAAGGUUUCUUCCUGUUGCCGUCUGAUCAAACGUACAACUUCCAGUUUGGUUUCGAGCUUCCUGCAGCCGGGCGUCUGGUGUCGUCCUACAAAGGGAAGUUCGGCCACGUCCGUUACUACGUGCGGGCGGUGCUGGACAGGCCUUCCCAGAAUGCCUUGCAGUGUGAGAGGGAGUUUGAGGUGGAGGAGCCGCUGGACGUCAACCGACCCGACCUGCUGGCUCCGGCGGCAGCGGCCAAUCAGAAGAAGGUUACCUGCAUGUUCAUCCCGGACGGCCAGGUGUCCAUCAGCGCUCAGAUCGACAGGAAGGGCUUCUGCCAGGGAGAAGACAUCUGCAUCCACGCCAAGUUCGAGAACACCUGCUCCCGCAUCGUGGUUCCCAAAGCCGCCAUCAUCGCCAAACACUCGUACUUCGCCGACGGACGCACCAAGGAGUCCCGUCAGAAGCUUUCGGCGGUCCGGGGGAACCACAUUAUUUCGGGGAUGUGUGACAUGUGGCAGGGAAAGACCAUCAGAGUCCCCAAACUGAAGCCCUCGCUGCUCGGCUGUGACAUCAUCAGGGUGGACUAUGCCCUCAUGAUCUCGCUGCACAUCCCGGGCAGCGAGCGCCUGGCCGUGGAGCUGCCGCUGGUCAUCGGGACGGUCCCGUUCAGCGGCGUGGGGAGUCGUACCAGCAGCAUGAGCAGCGCGGGCGAGUCGCUGAGCAGCUGGUCCUCGUUCCCCUCGGCGCCGCCCAGCUACAGCGACAUCCACCGAGACCUGCGCCAGCCGCUGCUGCUGGACUACGACGGAGCCCAGGACGCAGAAGACGAGGAGGACGGGCUCUUCAUGAGAGCGCCACAACACUACCCCCCUCCCCCCGCAUACACAGAGGUGGAUCCGGACUCUGUGAACCCUCUUCAGGCCGUUCAGGUCUUCUGACAACUUCCUGUUUGUGUCGGACUGAAGACUGUCGGUCUCUUCUCUGGACCGCAGCGCUGCCUGAAGACCACGACUCAGCUGUUUCCUGUCAGUGACUCAGCUGUUUCCUGUCAGUGACUCAGCCGUUUCCUGUCAGUGACUCAGCCGUUUCCUGUCAGUGACUCAGCUGUUUCCUGUCAGUGACUCAGCUGUUUCCUUUCAGUUUCCUGCCUGUGUUUUGGGUUGUGUGGAUGAAAACAGAGGAAAGUAUUGUUAAUAAUAGUUGUGACUCAGGUUGUACAUAUGAUGUAAAUAAGAGAUGUUUUUAUUUUUUUACAACACAAACAUUAAAUCAGUUCAACAUUAA